GAAUACUUAAAGAUAACACCAUAUAUGAUCAUGAUGCCUUCAGCUGUUCGUAUUUAGAAGUUGUUUUUGAGAUUCUAGUAACUAGUUUCCUUCUCGCAGACGAAUGGCAUUGUUUGGUCCAAUGUAAACGAUUUUCACAAAAUGUAGCAAGAAGCAACGCAAAACAUUUUGCCUGGCUUGGGUUAUUUCACUGUGCAUAAUAAGACACCAGAUAUAUGGUUUCCUGAUGUGAUAACAGAGAAUUGUUUCUAUGGAUGAAUGCAUUUAUGUGAAGUUGGUGGCUGUAGAGCAGCAGGGCAAUGGAAGGCCCCCAGCAAAUGAUGGAAAACACAGAAUCUCUUGUGCCAGGGACAGGAAUAGACAGCAUCACCUUUUUAUCCAGUCUGGCCAGCAGUGGUACAGGACUGGUCUCAUCUUCGCUUGCUGAUUCUACAUUUGCAUACACACUUUCCAGCCUGCCUUUGUCUUUGGCAGGUACGAUGGCCAAGGAGCAGAGGGAUCUGGGCAUUAAUGGCCCUGACCUCAGCUUAGCUCAGAAUGCCAUAGAAACUCUGGCACGCUUGACAGAUGUGGAGCCACUCAAAUCUGACUUGAGCAAGCAGCUCUUGGAGGAUAAAGGCUUGUCUCCUCUGAAUAUUUUGGUGCCAGCAUAUACAGAUGCAGGACAGGGUAGUCCUGCUGGGGGCUCCCAGACUGGAUUACCAGUUCUUCAUUAUAGGCCUGCUGGCAGUGGAGGAGACACCAUGCUCAGUGCCAUCAACUACACUGACAACGAGAUGCUGAACGACAGUGCCUUUGACAUCAACAACACCACGUCUGCUGGCCUGAACCAACUGGAUGACAAUUUUCUUGGGCUUGGCAACCCAGCUUCUAAUUUGCGGCUGCAAGAAGCCCAGGGGGGCAAUGCUUUUGACUUGUUUGAUGGAGAUGCACUUUCACCUUUUGGAGAUACAGGUCUUGCCAUCGAAGCUGGAUCUUUGCAGGGAAUAGAAAAUGAACGAAGUACAGAUAAUGCAUUUGAAGACUUAAGGGGGGCUGGUAAAAAUUCUGCAAACAAGAAAGGUUCGCAGCAGAGUGGUUUAGGCUCGCCUGGAAAGUGUACUGCCCAAUGUCCCACCUGUGGAAAGCAGUUUAACAAUGUUAGUGCCCUUGCCAAACAUCGCCUCACACAUUCAGAUGAGCGAAAGUACUUGUGCACAGUCUGUAACAAAGGAUUUAAAAGACAGGAUCAUCUCAAUGGACAUCAAAUGACUCAUUUGGACAAAAAACCUUUUCAGUGCCAAGUGGAGAAUUGUGAUAAGGGUUACUGUGAUGCACGCUCAUUGCGACGUCAUUUAGAGACUUACCAUCACUUACCCUCUGACAUCAUCCAGAACCAUGUGCAGGCUAGUAUGGCUGCUUCGGGCAUCACGCCUCCCUCUCAGCGUAAUGGCAAGAGUCGUUCAAGCGAUGGAGGGACAGGCAAGUUAACAACAUCAGACCAAGGGACUCAGCGUCUUAUCAGUUCACCAUCUUACAGUGCCAGCUCCACGCCAUCACCCAGUCCAGGCUCAGGUGGCCAGAACCAGUUUUUUCAUUUUGAGGUGCAGGCCAACAAAGCAGGGGGUACAGGGGGUAGUGUUUCUGUCAAAGUGGAUCCUUUGGAUGCAGGGGAUUUACAGCUGCAUAAGCUGCAGCAAUUCCAAGAAAUAGCCAUGCAGCAGCAGCAGACGACAUUGCAGGCAUCAGCAGUUGCUGCUGACCAGAACCAGUCACAAUUCCAGGUGCAGUUCCAGCUUCAGCAGGCUCCGGCAAGUUUUCUUGCUGUUGUGCAUCAAGCUCAGCUGCAGCUUCUGCAACAACAGCAGCAGCAGCAGCAGAAAGCAUCAGAGCAAAAAGGCACAGUACUAAAGCAACAACAGAUAAAGGCAGCUAUAGAAGGAAAUGUAAAGAUGCAAGAAUCAUCUCCCCAAUCCAGGGAUGUUGCUGGAGGAGAUGGAGGUUCUUCGCAGCAGUCAGCAGAUUCUUGGCAAGAUCGCGCCCAGAUCUACAAUUUUGUAGGCACGCCAGGUUCUGGAGAUCAAUCCCCAACAUCUCUAAGUGGAGAUGCCUCACCUGGGCUGGUACAGCAGAUGAGUCCCAGUCCGAGUCCAAGCUCAGCAAUGCCUUCAAGCCCCCUUCAGAAUGCUCAGCGUCCAAACUGGUCCAGUGCAGCUGCUGACAAGAACGGUGAUGAAGGAAAAUGCCCUGUGCAGUGCAAUGUAUGUCAGCGCCGCUUCAAAACUAUUCCAGCUUUAAAUGGACACAUGCGUCUUCAUGGGGGUUACCUCAGAAAGGAUGAUAACAAACGCUCGUCUAGCAAGAAAGCAUCUACCUCUUCAUCUUCCUCGUCCUCACCAUCUACACCCACAGAUAUGGGUCCACCCCCUCCACCCCCUCCUCCUCCACAGCAGCUAUCCUUACAGCCACCAUCAGCCUCACCUCAGCCACAAUCCCCUACACCUACAACAGGCACACUUCAGCCUUUGCCACCAGUGGCACUUUCCACAACAGCAUCGCCUCAGGUGACUGAUCUGCAUGCGAUGCAAACAUUCUACCUGACAGGCUCGCACACACUACAGCCUGUCAGCAUCAGCCAUCUGGCAGCAGCAGAUGUCAUUCAGCAACAACAGAUGCUGCAGCAUCAGCUUGAACUUCAGAUGGCUCAGCAGCUGAAGGAGGAGCAAGAUAUCCGUUCAUUAGAAGAACAGCUAAAGCAAAACAUUCAUGAGCAGAACAUACAGCAACUGUCAUCUCUUGCGGAAGUAUCCUCUUUACCUGCCAUUAGUCAGGUGCAGGCCACUCCAAUCUCUUUGUCCCAGGUCACUGAUGCCCUGGGUGAUGUCUCUCAUGCUUUAUCUCCACUACGAGCAGCAUCACCUCAAACACAGCAAGCAGAGCACAUACAGCGCCUUGUGGAGGGCUUCCAGCAGGUUGAAGAGUUACACCGUCAGCAACAGCAGCAGCAACAACAGCAGGUUACAUUACAAGUUCCACAACUGACGGCUCUGCAGAUUCAGCAACUGCAGCAGCAGCACAUACAGCUUGGACUACCUCCUCUUCAACCAGCACAGCUGCAGCAACUACUACAAGAGCAGCAUCUUCAGCAGCAACUGUUCCAGCAGCAGCAACAGCAGCAAACCACAGAUAACUUGCCACGUGGCCAGUCUUUGGCCAGUAUGCACCUGGGUCAAACUCAUGUUGUUCUUCACUCGCCUCCCAUCAUGCUCAGUGGCAGUACUGGCAGUGGCCAGAUAGUGACUGUGAGCAAUGUUGCUGCCUCCAGUGCAGGGGCUUCCUCCCCAGUCACAUCUGCCAACUCUGUUUCAUCUAUCAUCAUGACCCCUGGUCUGCCUGGAGGUGUGCUGUCCAAUGGUCAGCAGCUUCAUUUGGGCUCCAGCCAGCUGGUCAGCUUAUCAACCUCUUCAGUGGUUACACAAGCUCCCAACCCAAGUCCCAGUCACAAUCCCCAUUCACACCUGUCCCUCAACCAAAGCUCUGAGCAGCAGCCAACCACCUUGUCCGGUGCUAGCCUAGCCACCCUCAUUUCCACAUCAUCUCCUUCCCAGCACUACAUGGAGCUGGCACAGCAGCAUCUUGUAACAUCCUCUGCUGAAACUCUGUCUAUGGGAGAGGCAGUGGAUGUACAGGACUCCACCAUGUGUCAGCUGAUGAGUGACUUGGAGGGAGGGAUUGGGUCAGAGCUCUUGCAGAUGCCCAACCCUCAUGUUGGAGGCCAGGGGCUUGUGGGUGACAUACUCUCGGGAGGUAUGGUGCUAGGCCAGCAGUCUAUGGCCGAGAAACUCCCAGGGUUCCAGUCCUUUCAAUCACUUAUUUCCACCCAGGGGAGGCUCACUCCACCAUCUGGAGGACACAUUCUGCUGGAUAGCAUCAAGCAAGAUGUCAUGCUUUCCUCAGCAGUGAGCACACAGCCACAUCCAAGUGGCAGUGGAGAAGCUGCCUUGGAACACUUCACAGGCAACCCCAGCAGUGGCACACAUGCCUCCUCCAUCAAAAAUACUCAUUCAGAACUGAAAAGGAGACUUUCAGCUGACAGUAGACUCUCUGUGGCUUCCACUUCCACACUCACCACCAUGCUCAGUAAAGGGGCUUCCUAUCCAGGACACUAUUUAAAACCAGCUAAUGAGGAGGAGAAUGGCAGCAACAGUGGGGUAACUGCAGCAGCACGGGUGAGAAUGCGCAGCAAGUCUGGGGACAUUCACAAAUUUAUGCGGUCUAAGAGUGUGGACCACUCGGUCAUGCGGCCACGCAGCAGCACGGAAGAAUCUAUCUACCGGCCGCGGAAGCGCAGUGGGGAUGAGACUUUUAUCGGCCGCUCCAAAAGCCAUGGGGAGGAUUACCUGUCUCAGUCGGAUGGGGCUGGUGUAUUUCGCAACCCCGGUUCUCUCCCUAGCCCUUUCAAGAUCAAGCGCAAGCAUCGGCCCACCCCUCUCUUUAUUCCAACCUGCUUCAGCAGCUUCCAGAGCCGCCUGCGCUCUCCUCGCUUGUGGGAUGGUGGUGACACCAAGGGACGGGGUCACACACCACCACCUUACACUCCUCCCCCAAUGCUGAGCCCCAUCCGCAGUGGAUCGGGUCUCUUCUGGACAAUACAGAGUGCCAGGCCUCUCACUCCACAGUCAGCUCCAGUGUCAGCUCGGCUUUCUCUGAGCCGACGAGGAAGUUUUGUGGAAGCCACACCUGAUACCAUUCCAAAAGACGUAGAUGAAUCUCCACCUCCUGAAACAGACAUCAAGCCUCAUGUCAAUGUUGGUGUACAGUACCAGGCAGAAGUACCUUCUCUAAUUGAGAACCGUAACUUAGCCUUUGUCACCGAGAGUAAGGAAGACUUAAUGUGGGAUCCAAGCAUUCUCAACAUCAAUACUGAGGAAGAUGUUCAAAGCUACCAGGACUUUGCCUGCUGUGCAGCAGUCAAAGGCAAUGGGUCAAAUGUUGAGUAUGCUCUCCACCUCCUUUAUCUGUCUCAGGGUGACAUUCAGAUGGCAAUGCUUAUGCUGAUGAGCGACCCUCCUCUCUUGCCACCCAAUCAUGGACUGCUGUCUUACAAGUAUCAGGAGACUGAAUCCUGGAAAUCCAGUGAGAUUGAAGCAUUCCAUCAGGCAUUAAAUGAGUUUGACAAGGAUUUCUUCAAUGUUGCUCGACGGGUUGGCUCAAAGUCAGUUAAGGAGUGCAUUCAGUUCUAUUACCUGUGGAAGAAAGUGUGUCCAGAUGAUUACAAACGUCUGCGAGUUUCACGGCGCAAGAGGAUUCAGAGUGGGCUUUACAAUCUGAGGUCUCAACAGCCCAAUAGCUUGGGAGCAGAGUCUGGCCACGAGCAGGUGCAGGAUGCUGGUCUCACCAACCCCCAUGAUGAGUUUGAAUACGAAGGCAGCGACUCAGAUACUGAAGAUCAAAAUCACACCAGUGGCAUGGUGGCAUCAGAUGCCAUGCUUCCAGAUUUGGCAGCAGAAGCAGAACUGUCAUCAGUUGCAUCAUCUCCGGCCGCUCCCUCUUCCCUCAUGCACGGACAAGAAAUGACAAAUAUCAUGACUCACAUGGCCUCCAUUACCUCUACUUCCAUGCCAAACACCCCACCUAUGGUGCUGCCUCACACUACGUCCUCAGUCAUGGUGUCUAUGGCACCAGUAUUGCCACCUUUGAUCCCAUCUACACCACCUCCGGUGCCCGCACCUCCACCACCACCAGCUUUUGUGUGUGAUUAUCAAGGCUGUGGUGCUACGUUAAAUUCCAAGCAAAGCCUGAUGCGACAUAUGCGGCGACAUCUAAAGGAUACAGAAGAGAGUAGUCUUCCCCGACCACCCCGACCAAAGCCGCGACCUUCUACUCCCAGCAAAUCUCCCAUCUAUGACCAGCAUGGGGAGGAGAUCUUUCCAUGCAAGCUGUGUGACAGAGUUUUCACUAAAGUCAAGUCGCGCAGUGCCCACAUGAAGAGUCACAAGAUGGCAGAGGCAGAAAAGAAACUUCCUACUGCCAGCAUUGGAUUUAUUAACCCAACACCACCAAGCCCAGUGGAGGACAGCUAAAUUGUGUUCAUCACUUGGUGCUUGGUUGUCUGGCAUUGCUGUUGAAGUCCCUAUUGUUUUGUGCAGCUGUGGUUUGUUACCUGAAUUUUUUUUUUUUUUUAAAGAAAAGACAAAUACUUUGGAGUGCAGCUUAUUUAGAUAAAAGCAGGUCUUCUUUACCAUUUAUGUCUGUGUCAGCAGAUGUUCUUGACAUGUUCUUCAAAAUGCCUUUGAUCUCGGAUCUCACGAAAUCGUAGAAAUUUCCUCUUUUUUUUAAAAAAAAAAAAGAAAAGAAAAAACGCCCACUUCAUUGACAUGUGAAACCACUUCAGGAAUGUGCUCGGCUGAGCUGUGAAAGUGUGAUUUUACUGUGCUUUUAUUUCACUUUUGUUUGAAGUAAACUGCAUUUUAGAGGGAUGCCUGUGACUGUAGGUUGAGCAUUUCAGGAUAUUGACAGAAACUUACUAUGCACCAAAGAUGGGUGCUAUUUUGACAUUCAAGUUUGUUUGCACUUACAUACGUGAGUGGAUGAUUGCAUGCAUAUUUUAGUGAGAGAAGGCAAGCUAUGUUCAUGCAUGUUGGGGUGGGUACGGUGUUGUGUAUGUGCAUACUCAUGCAUCUAAAUUCGCCUGUGCUAGAUGAGGCUACAUGAGCAGGCGCCUGCUCACGUUAUGUCAGAAAGAAGUAUUGGCAGCAGUAUUGUGCUUGAGGUUUGCUUGUUCCUGGUCCAUGUGCUUAAAUACAGAGAACAUUGUUAAGAGAAUUUUAAGAGGAGAAAGAAGAAGUGGGUGGGUGGGAGGGAAAAAGGUGCAGGUGAGUUGUCUUUGCCUCUUCAGUGUGCCGUCAGGGUUUUUGUUUGCGUGCACAUGUGGCAUAUUUGUGAAAAGGGAGGUAGGGGAGAUAUUACUGUUUUGAGUUACCAGCAUUGUUAUUUUGUGGAAACGAAGUUAAUGCUGAUGUCAAGUUUUGUAUUGCAAUUUUGGUACCUUGCUCUUGUCAGAGUAAGUCGACAGCAGCUGUUUGUGGUGGUGUCUGUGCUGAGAAGCGCAACAUUGCAGUCAACAAUGGAGUUUUUACGGUGCUAUUUGGCUAGAUAUACUUUACUGUGGCUGAGUCUAGAGCCAGAAGUGUGAAUUGUACGUCUUGUAGUCAUGCACAUGCAUUCACAGAUGUGUGAGUGUGCAUGUGCGAUUAAUUCAAUGUCUGACAGAAAGAAUGAAAUUUGGAGUCAGCAGUGUCAAAGACAGGCUUUUACCUAACACUCACUGAUAUGGUAAGAGUUUCACCUGCAAAAUUAUAAAUGUGUGCACAUAAAAAUUGUCAUCACAUAUGUGAUUUGAAGGAGGGUCCAGAUUAGUUCUUGAGCAGUGAGGUGAUACUAACAAUUUGAUAAACAGUGACUGUAAGCCUAGGGACAGUUGUAUAGGUUUAGUGUUCAUUGCAUUUUUUUUCCUGUAAUAUUUAAUAUUUUUGAGAUUGAAAUGUUUUGCUUUAGUAGAACACUGCCUGUGUCCCUGUGCUGUGACUGUCACUUUAAUGCUUUAGAAAGGAGACAUUACACAAACUGCAACACAUUCAGCAUUUGGCAGUAACUCACAUUUUUCAGUGGUAAAGUUCAGGAAGAGCUUCAUCCCAUCUUCCUAGUUAAUUUCACAAAAUGUGGACAUGUUCCCACAAUUUAGAUAUGCAAGUCUGCAUAUUUUCUUUCCUGCAAGACUUGUAUAAAUGGAGAAUGUUGGAGUGGGGGUAAUGAUGUUUGCCACAAGAAAUUGCUCUGUUGGAGCCAUUGUUCAGCAGUAGAAAGGUGGUUAGCAGCAAAGAGGCUGGAGUACAUUGCGUGAUAUAAAGAGAUACUAUGCCAGUGUAGGGAGAAUGCUAGACAUGCCCUCUUCUUUAUUGUGAGUGAAGGGUCAUGUUGCAUGUUUCAGGCUCAAAUACCUCUGCUGCAUGUAAUGUAAACUGAUGCAACAUUGCAGUUUAAGCCUGCAAGGUUUUAUAUUUUGAGUGUUUAUAAAUGGUUGAACUGGCAAGAAGCAGUGCAUUCUGAGCAUUUUAAAUAUAACCGACAACUGUUUAGUCAAAAAUUAAUAUGGGAAAGGGUUUGCAGAGAUAACGUGUAAUUGUCCCUUUGCUGACCUAAGAGCAGAUGAUGAUGAGUGCUUGUGUGUCUCGAUCUAAGUAAGCAAAUCUCAACAUUUUUUUUUUCUUUUUAAGUUUGACAUGCUUCAUUUGUUUUAAUCAUCCGAAGUACUGCAAUUCAUAGGUAGUUCUUACCUGGGUAUUUGUACAGAUGUUUGUAUAUACAAACUAUUUCAACAGUCUGCAUGAUCUCAGAUUUUAAAACGUGUAUUGAGAUAUAAGUUCAUUGAUUUUACUUCAUAGUAGGUCCACCACACAUUCUGAAAUUAAGAGGACAACAAGGCCUUAGCCAUUUCUGAAUUAACCUUGUGGUUCUAAAAAUACUCCCUAAAGCUUUAAAGAUGAAAGAAGGGCAGUGGUGCCUUUCACUUGCAGGCAUGCUGGAGCUGGGAGUCUAAAACAUGGAUUGUGAUUGGUGAUCUUAAUGGACUGGUUGGUGGCAGCCAUCAUGUGGGUACAGGGAGGUCAGAUUAUUGGUCAAUGUGCAGCUGCUUUUGGUUUGCUAAAUAGAAUGCAAUUUUCGUGAAGUACAGCUCCACAAGGCAGCUGCUGCUUUCUGCAGCUUCUAGAGGCAGCAUUCAUCUGCACGGUGAUGUUGUUUUCUCCCUCCCAAGAUCCCUUCACUUGCCAGAGACAAGAAAGUCUUUAAUAUUGCAAUCAUACCAAAGUGAAGACCACAGACCUACUUGCUAAUUAGGAAUAAUAAUUGUUGGACUUUUUGCAUGUUUUAAGAUAGGGUUGAUUGUUUCUUUUAUACGCCUUUUACACCUCUCAAUUUAAUCUUAGUCACCAGCACACCUCCAUAAAUCCACCCCUUUUGACAUGUCAGUGUAAAUUGUGUUUUUAAAUUUAAAUUUUAUUUUUACAGCUAUAUGCUAUGCUGAUUGUAGGAGAAAAGAAUAGGUAAGCAGGUUCUUGAUUGUAAGGUAUGAAAGACUUGUGGCUACUGCUAUUUGAUCCUGUGAGGUCUUCAUUGGUUGUUAAAAUGGCAUCAUCAUGCCAGUAAGUGCACAAAGCUAGUGCAGCAGAUAUUUUUUAGAGAGCAAAAGUUCUCCCCUCCAACCCUCCAUUCAUUUUGAAAUUACCUCGACGAUAACAUUUUCAAGCUCCAUGAAAUACAUAAACCAUGAGUUUUAAAAAAGAAAUAUUUAUUGCAAUGAGAAAAUCAUUAUUUCAUGAUAGUCACAUAAAACAUCAAUCAUAACAGGUAGAUUUACCAAGAAGGUUUAGUCUGGGUCUAAGUGCAAAAAAAGUUCCCUUAGCGAGGGAAAUAACAAAUAGACUCAAAUACAUUGGCAAGAUGUAAGAUGAUGUGCUGAUCUGUUUUUUUAACUGUCCAUAAGAAUUAUGUUUCUAACCUCACAUUGUGUACUUCCAAACAAACAGCAAAUCAUGACAAAGGUACAUGGGUAAGGUAACACAUUACCAUGCAAAUAUGAGUCUGCCUGGCCAUAUUUCAUGCCAGCAUCGUCAUUUUAGCCAGUUUUGUGGUAGUUUUGUGGCAAAGUGGUUAUGCUUCAGAAAAGCUCUACAUCUGCAUGUUGAAGACUAGAUAAGUCUUUGCAGCAUUAAGUGAAAGUCUUCGCCAUUUGCACUAUCAUGUCACCAUUAUUUUUCUCUUUAUUGAAAAUUUUCCUGCCAUGCUAGAUCAUGUAUAUCCUUUUUUUCUGCCUAUGGUGCUUAAACACAAAUAGGAGGAGAGUUGUAAAACAAUAAGCUGUUUAUUUCUCCUACUGACAGCCUCCAUAGCUUUGUCUUUCUCAUCCACUUGUGUGCACACGUUAGCCUGCACGUGCAACUGGAGAUGCUAUUCCAUGAUGCUAGGCAGCUAUACAAGGACAAUGAUGUGUGAGGAAGUGAUACAGAAAUGCAACAUUGGUGCAUCCCUCAACAGAAGUCUGCGUAUCUGUUAACUAUGUUAAUUAACCUCACUAGUACAAAACCCUCCCACCCCCUGCCCCCCACUUACACAAGUUUUGCAUUGCAUUCUUCCACUUCUUUAUUUUCUUUGAUAAGCACAAACAUGAAGGUUCUUUGUUCAUAGGAAGAACACUUUGAUGCAGUAACUUGUACACACUGCCUUUCUUUUCCUGUCACCUCCACAGUAUCAUUCAAAGCCAUUGUGCAAACCAGUUUGAAUUAGGGAAAGGGUUCCGUCGGCCUAGGCUAUUCAUUGAGGCGCAGAAAGACUCAAAACUUCAGCAGUAGUACUGACUUCACUGGAGCACCGGAACUGAUUAAGCACUGGAACAGAGAGAGCUGUUUUUUCAGCUGCUUUUUUUUCCACAUGAUCAUUCAAUACUUUUUUUUUUUUCCUGUUUUGUUGCAUUCGUUUAUGUAUAAAGUGCCACCAUUGCUGAUACUUUGUAGUCAGCAGAUUAAAGCAUUCCUGCUGUCUAAUUAUUUAUGGUUCUUUGACUGUAACUUUUUUUUUUUUUUUUGCAUGAUUCUGCUUUUUUUUUUCAGUACAAAGAAGCUAGUGGAUGCCCCACCCUCUUAUUAUGACAAAAAGCACAAGUGGAUGCUAAGAUAUGUAUAGCACGUUGUCCUUCUGGGGAUGAGGAAAAUAACAGCAAAGAGCAUGUCGAUGUAUUAUCUUCUCCACUUAAGUACCCUCCCCCACCAGCUAUUGCAGCACUUAACACAAAACACCCCUUGUCUCCAUCUCAGAGGGAGGGGUGGUCUGCGUUGUUGUGUAAGAAGUCAUUCCAUGCACGUUCAUGGGUGCGUGCAUCUGCUUGUAGCAGACAUCAGAUAACUGAGUGAUUCUCUCACAAAAAUAAAUUUGAUAAAGAUAUUUUCAACUUUGCACUAAACUGCAGCUUAAAGCUCUCUAGAACUGUAUUGUCAGAAUAUUCCUGCAUUGUGCAGAUUUUUAUUCUUUGUUGCCUGAUCAUAUUUAUUAUCAGCCAUUUGAUAUCAAAAAGAUAUUUUUGGCAGCCAUUUAACCCAUUGUAGCUCAGUACUUUUUUGGAGGGUCAGCUUACGAGAAAGUGCAUUGUGGCAAUUUUUCCUUCAGCUCCCUUCUCUUCAGUUUCUUUAAGAUUAUCUUGCGAUUGAAACUGUUAUUCUCACAGAUUCGGGGAAUUGGUAUCUUGCUUGGAGCUAAAUUCAGAUGUUUGAAAAUAAGUUCUUAUUUGGGUUAACCUUUGCGCUUUAUCAUUAUCAAUCAUAUAAAUUAUGCCUAAUGUCAUGUCAGUGCAUAUUUUGUGUAGAAGGGUCGGUGGCUGUCACUUAUCAUGGAAAGGGGAAGGGAAAUGUGCUCACGUUUCAAUCAUUUUCAAAUUUUAAAUGAUGAUUAGGCCACUUAACAUAGAUUUCCAGGUCAUUCUUGAGACCAGAAUCCAGCUGCAGUUGCUGUGUGUACUUGCUGUAAACAAUGUCGUGAUGGUCUACAUACUCCAUGUAUCAGCAUCACUGUGGUGAAAUUUACACUACUGGAGUUAAAGCAAUACUACAAAAACCAAGAACAUUGUGGAGCACUUUUUCUCCUAGCAGCAGGGGCCUUUUCUUGACAUAAUAGGAAGCUUGAUGGCAGUGUUUGGUUGUUGAUUCUCACACAGAAUGUGCUUGCCAGUCUUUUCAUAUUAUUUUGGUUUUUUUUUAAAAAAAUACCUUUGCUGCAUGAAGGAAUUUUUAGAAUGCAGCCUUUCUAAUUUAUGCUCGCUCAUAGUCCAUAAUAGUACAGAAUUUUUUUCUCAUCAUCUGCUGUGUGUUGCUUCGUUUAACAGCUGGGCUGCUCUGUUGCAAGUACUUUGUAGUGGUGAUGGUGGUCAGAAGAUAAGGAAAAUUGAAUAAUCCUUGGUCCCCUUUAGCGUAUCAGUGCUGAUUGUCACAACAUAUUCAUUGCGUGAAAGAAAAAGAUGGAAAAAGAUAACAUUUUUCUCAAAAUGAAGAGCUAUAAGCAGUAGAAAGUCUUUAAACCAUGAUCAAAAAUCAUGCUGUCAACCAGAAAAAAAAUUUGCAGUAAGGUUAUUGCCACCCAUAUUUUCUUGACUUGUACAGCAGACAAGUUUGUAAAGUGCGUCAGAUAAUUACUUCCACUUGAUGUGUUUUUGUGUGUGUGUGUGCUCAUGUGUGUGUGGCAACAUCUUUGUUGUCUGGGUAAAUUAUGUGACGUGUGGAGGAGCACAUUCUUAACCAUGAUCACACUGAGUUUGUUGACAUCAGCAAAGUAGUGGUGGCUUUGCUGCGUGUGCGCGUGCCUUUUGUCGGGAUGGUGUAGAUAGGUACUGGCCCUGCAAGAGAAACAUGGCGUAGAGGGUCUGUCUCGCAUAAUCAUGCUCCGCUCAGCACCAGCAGUGCCCAGGAAGAGUGUAGGUCUGUGGUCCUGUGUUUGAACUGUGAAUGUACAGUCAUUAUGUACAGUGUUGUUUCCAGUGCCAUCCGCUCUUCCCGUCUUGCAUGCUGUUUCCUCUUUCAUACCUUUUCCUUCCUUCUCUACCUCUGUCCCCUAUUUUCCAUGGCCAAUUAAGUCCCUCCCUUGCUCUCGGACGAUUGAGCAAGAUAGUAAUAUCAACAAUACGUGCAAGCAGCAUGCAGAGGGGAGCUGUGGGUCACUUUGUGGUAACUGGCCGAGCGUGCGGCAGGUGACCGCCAUUGUUUUUUUGGUGCUGUUUAGUCCUCACAGCACCUCACUGCAUGCAGCAGCAGGUAUUGUGGAAUGUGCAAUGCAACCAGUACCUUGUACAAAGUAGCGCCCACAUCAGAAAGUGUAUUUUAAAUGAUGCCAAGCUCACAAAUGAUUCCUGUUGGGUUACAAAGCAAAAUUGUGUGUGUGUAAAAUAGCAUGUUUUACUGUCGUUACCAUUUUGGGAAUCAGUGGUUUGUAUGGUUUGUGGUCAUGAAGUGGUACCUGCCUGCCAAUGUUACAGUGGGGAAGGGGGUACAUUUGUCUUCUUCCUGUUCUACUUAUUACUUUCACUUAGUACUGUUGUAGUGUGCUGUAGGUUUGCCUAGAAAUGUCAUAAUUAGAACAACUUUUUAAGUGCACAGUUUGUAUAGAUUUUUUAAAACUUUAAAAGUAAUAUAUAUAUACACAUAUAAAUAUAUAUCAACUGACAGAUAAGAGGAUUUUUAUGGCUGUUAAAAUAAUGUUGACAUUGUAUUUUGAUCGUGUCCUACUGCCUCAACUCUAGUCAUGUAAGCUAGAGAGAAGUUUUUUAGUUAAUGAAAUGGAAAGUCUGGAUGUAUGCCUUUAAAAUGUCUUAAUAGUGUGCUUUUAAGAUGUCUCUUUGAGAAAAAAAAAGUCUCGUCUCUUCCUCCCCCAUUCCCUGCCACUUUUGUAUUUCUUUCUUCCUUUUAUCCAACUUAAUCUUGUUCUGCAUAGACAUGUCCAAAGUCAUUGUGUUAUUAAAUGUUGAGAAAUUUGUUGAUGGUACUUGUGGUUUAGAUGCUAAAAAAAAACAACGGAAGUUAAUGUCUUUUUGUACCACCACAGUGAUUGCAUUUUAUUUGCUUUUCCUACUGGUCAGGAUAUUUUUGUUCCUCUCAUCACUCUUUUCCUUUUCUUCCGCUUUCUUUCCCAUUGUUCUUGUGAGUUGUUUCUACCUGUCUCGUGCAGUUGCAGAGGUGUUAACAAUUUCAGCAUAAAGGUAUUUUGUCUUUCUCCCAUCUUCCAUGCCUUGCACUAUAGGGAAGAGGGUGGGGUUAGGAGAGGGAGAGAAUCCUAAUCAGGUUGAAGAAUAUGAAACUGACACUGCUAGAUUGUGAUACUUUACUAAUGUUAUAUAUCAUAGUUUGUUUGUUUUUGUUUUUUUUUUUUGAAAAAAUCAAGCAUAUCUUAAUAUGGCGCCACCAACAGAGAUAGAGGUUUAUAUUGAAAGCAUGUUGCAGAUACCACAGUCCCUUCCUUUGGGGAGCUCUGAGUAGAUGGGACAGUCCAGAAGACCGGUUUGUCUUAGAGUGUGGGUCUUUAAAAGCUUUAGGCAUCCUAUUUACAGCAAGAAAUUAAGAAAAUUUAGUGUCAGAAGACAGGGAUCUAGACUUUAUUUUUGCUUUUAAAACAUGCAGGCAUCAAACAGAGAUUAGGAUCAAGCGCACUUCUGUGGCUUCUCAUGGGUGAAUUGGGAAACAUUUUGAUAAGAUCUUACCAAAUAAUGUCUGAAAGUAAAUAAGCAUAUUCUUCAUAGAGGUUGAGGAAGGAUAUGCUUCAUGAUAAAUAUGCUGUCAUCUGUAUCUUGCCUGCUGGCACUUGGCUCAAAAUUCCUGUAAGGCGUGAGUGGUGUAAAAGUUUUGAGCUGAUGCAGGAAAAGAAUCCCUGCUUGAAAAGGCAUGAGCUUGUAAAAGAUUUUGCUGGUGUGGUGCUGUGGUAGUCCUGGGAUCCACAAACCAAAAUUAAUAUUUUUUUAAACAUGCUGAGCCCAUAUUUUCUACAUUUUUAUUUACAGUAUUACAUAAACGUAUACUGUGACCAAAGCAAUGUAAGAAAAACUAAUUUUUAAGGGUUGGGGGGAAGAAGGCUUUUGCUUGUAUAAAUCCAUUAUCAAGUUUGUGAAUUUUUUUUUUAGUGGAUGUACUUCAUGCUUUAACAUGCUAAUGCAUGGUGUUCAUCAAACUGUAGAAAUUUCUUUGUUCUAGGCUUUGUUCUUUUCAACAUCUUUCAGGAGCAGCAUUUAGUAAUCAUGAAAUUUUUAUACCUUGCUUUAGUGUGACGUUGCACCAAAAUAUUGGUAGCUCAUUUACUAUUUACUUCCUGCCUCCUAAUUUAUAAACUGUUUUUUCUUCAACUUUAUUAAGUGGCAUGACCAUUGUCCUUGGCCCAUAAAAGUGUCGUUCCAUCAGCUGACCACCAGUUUUUGUUCUACAGCUGCUUUUUACAAUCAAUUACUUUGCUGUCAUGUCACUCGGUCACGGUUUGACUUUGGCACACCAUUGUUUAGGUCUUUUCUGCUGUGUCUUGGAAAGAUUUGCCUCUAAUAUUUUCACAUUUUGGUGGAAUGUGAAGUGACCCUGGUUGGUCUCCUUUUGUCUCAUCUGUAAUUGUCUGCUGUGGUAGGUUUACCCUUCUGCAGUUCUUUUGCCAAGAGAAUUCGGCAUGCUGAAGCUGCACUUCUUCUGUGGAUCAUCCUGCUAAUAGGUUGAAGUUGGAUAUUGUCUUUUGGUGAGACUUACUAAACGAUAACAUGAAACCUUCUCUCCUUCCUGCUAUCUCAGCUGUGCCAGCCAUGCUAUGAAAACUGGUGGUCAACUGAUAGCAUGGCCUGUUUUAUAGGCCAGUGGGGGUAAUUUAUGGUCAAUAACUAGCACUUCUGCUGUGAGAGGGAGUUGUGCAGGUGAAGAUGUAAGAGGUAGUGAAACUCCUGUGGUCAUGUCAUCUAAUAAGUCUUUAAGAAAAACAUUAAAAUCUUAUAUAAAAUCACAAGGUUUUUGGUGUAGGAAGUUAGAAGUAAUGGGAAACCUGACAAGAGAACAAAACUGGAUUCAUCAUUUAAAAGGUUCAAAUCAAAUCAAAUUUUCGAAGAAGCAUCACAGAAGUUGCAUCAUAGAUUGAGUUUUUUGUGGAAAUGUUGAUAAUUGUCUAAGUGACUCAUGAGAAGGUAUAAAAAGAGAUGUUCAUUCACCUGUGAACUCUACCUUUAGCAUCCCUUGAAUUCACUCCUGACUACCACUGCAAGUUAAGUAUUCAUUUUUUGGGGGAGGUAGGGGUGUUUCAAAAGUGCAUUGUAGAAUGCAUCAUAGGUUCUUUUUUUACUUAUGAUCACUUCUUAAUGUAUAAGUACUUUUUUGAUCAAGAGUUGGGAGAAGGUUUGCAAGUUUAAGUGAGAACAAACAGGAGCAGGAUAGCGAGAUGUGCAAAUUGCUAUACACAGCGUUUCCAACACAGUUCACAAGAUACAGGAUAAAAAAAAAUUCCAAGAUUCUCUGGAGGAUUAUUCUAAAUCCUCUCGGAGAAGAGAAAAGAGUAGUAUUUUAUAAGGUUUUUAAAGAAAGGAUGAUCAAUCUAAAUGUAUACUUUUAUAUUGCAUGAUGUUUGGAGCUGUAAUAUGUGCUAAAGGAAGUUCUGUGCCACUGCCUUAUGUUCUAGAAUCUCACUUCCUCUCUUUUUCUCCAUAUCUGUCCUUGUGUGAGUGUGCAAUGUAGUUGUUUUAGUCAGGUCUUCUAUGCGAACCAUGUACAUAGCAGCAGACACACUUUUGUCUCACGCUGAAACCAUUUUGCAACUACAGUAAUGGUGCUCCUUUUCCUCGCUCCCAGCCACAGGCUCAUUUCCUGCAGGGAGAAAAAAAAACAGCUGACAACAUAAUGCUCUGAUUGUUUGUGAUGUGUAGCCUUAAAACAGAUGCUGCGGGUCAUUAUGCUUCAACACUGAUUUCCCCCCUCCCCCUGCGUUAUUACAUUUUUAAAAUCCUUGUACCUCCCCUGGAGCAUUCUGUUUGAAAAAGCCUUUGUGUGUGUGGGGAGGGUUGUUUGGGGUUUUUUUUUAAUUACUGGCCCUCUUGAAGGUGACUGCCUGAUUGACUGCUUGUUUUUGUCAGAAAAUCCCUCCCUCUAGGUUUUUAUUUUUAAACUUGUUUGUCGGGCUUCUGUUUGCCUGUCAUACAAAACACCCGUCAGCUUGUAUUUAGUCUUCUUCACUACCCUUUCGCUCACACCUAACAAUAGUUUCUCUCUUUCCAUGUGAGUGCAUGAGCGCACGCGGGUAUCUGUAUGUGUGUGUGUUGGGGUAGUAGUCCCUUCAACACUUAGUUUCCCUCAGGAGUCGCGUACAUGGAGAACAUUUCGCCAUGAUGAAUUAUUGCUCAGAACGCUGUCCAUAUGUUUGCAUGCCGUACUGUACGGUGGUACGUUGUGUCACUGAUGCAGCAACUUGUUUGUGGGGAUGGGGAGAGGGAGGGAGGGAGGUUUUGAGUGUAAUGAAGUGGAGGUCAUGUGCAAACAUGACGGGUCUUGUAUGUUGUCAUCUUCGCAAGAGAAAUAUCAACCAAAACCAUUAAGUAUUUUUUUUUUUUUGUUUUGUUGAUGCACGUUUAAGGUUACUCGUGUUCAGUAAUUUGUAAAUAGACUGUAAGCACUGACAACAGACACUACAAGGCACAUACAAGCCGCGCUAGCUAACUGGUCGUUGGAGAAAGGACGCUGGUAGGGAGGGUUCUCAAGGAGCGGUGGCUGCAAAGGGUGAUGUUCCUGUAACUUUUUUUAAAAGAGGCAGCAAUGUGUACUCGUCGUGUACAUCAGUAAUUCAUUAAAAGAACAAAAUAAGAUCAUAAUAAUAUUACACCACAUUUUUCAGGUGCUCAUUUCAUAACAUUUUCCGUGGGUCUUUUUUUUUUUUUUUUAAUUAUUUUUGUAAUUUGUGGGUUUCCCCCUCAAGCUUCAGUUGUUCAUAGUCUUGACCUCUUCUGACCCCUGUUCAUCCUCUCGCGUUCUUUGCGCCUUUCUCACGAUUGUUCAUAUCACCUGCAUUGUGUUUGGAUAUUGUGUGACUGUGAUGUUGUGGUUUCAGUGGACGGUGUGAUAACCCUUGACAUCUGCGCACCUCUUCAACAUCUCUUGUUCUUAAGGUUGGAACGUUGCGUCUUGGCCAUUUCAUAUCUCUAAAACAUUUUUACCAUAAUAACAUCAUUUUUUAUUCAGGAAACAUUGUAUUGUGAUUUCUAGUGAUUAUUUUCCGUUCGCUACUUUUUAAAAGCAACGCAAGAUACCAUACUUUUUGUACAUUUUAAGAGCAGUCGUGUAGAAAGAUGCUACUAUGGUAUGUUGUGGAGUCGUGACUUUUUUCCUAAAAAAAAAAAAAAAAAUAAACUGAUGCACGUUGGAACUUUGAUAAUGUAUGUCUAUUGUACUGCUCUUCUGUGUGAUUAAAGCUUUAAGAAUGCUU
Messenger RNA from Pomacea canaliculata, 18000 nucleotides. RefSeq lists its product as uncharacterized. Gene Ontology annotation, cellular component: transcription regulator complex; histone deacetylase complex. Gene Ontology annotation, biological process: regulation of transcription by RNA polymerase II; negative regulation of DNA-templated transcription. Bases 300 to 6062 code for a protein of 1920 amino acids. The record is from RefSeq and is a predicted model, not a curated record. Gene Ontology annotation, molecular function: transcription corepressor activity. The transcript has 21 exons. NCBI's taxonomy places the organism in Eukaryota, Metazoa, Mollusca, Gastropoda, Architaenioglossa, Ampullariidae.